AUGGGACACUACAAUGGACACGCUAACUCUCCAGUUCCCCAAACCUGUGAGAGACACCAUCUGAACAAAAGAAAGGUGCUCAAGCACGUUGCCAGCCUUUACGAUCCGCUCGGGUUAUUCGCUAAGAUAACUCUUGUGGGCAGGCCUUUUCUCCAAUCUCUCUGGAAAAUUACCCUCUCCUGGGGCAAUGUUUUGCCUAUAAAAAAACUCGAUCAAUGGACUCAGAUUACAUCCACUUGUACAGCAGGACAGCUAACCUUUCCGCGGCUCAUUCUCAACAUCCGUGAUAAUUCAUUGUCAGAGUAUGACCUCCAUGUGUUCACAGACGCCUCAGCUAGUGCUUACUCUGCUUCUGCUUAUAUAGUUCAACGUCUACAAAACUGCACUCCAGAAAUAUUCCUGAUCAUGUCUAAAUCAAGGUUGGCUCCGCUCAAUCAACUCAUAACCAUCCCUCGACUCGAAUUAGCAGCAGUAGUUAUUGUGCCGAACUACUUUCAUACUUGA
Messenger RNA from Ostertagia ostertagi, 504 nucleotides. NCBI's taxonomy places the organism in Eukaryota, Metazoa, Nematoda, Chromadorea, Rhabditida, Trichostrongylidae. The record is from the annotation of a GenBank genome assembly.